CACGUUGCUCCGGUUUGGUCCGUGCGUGGGAGACUGGGUGGUGGUGGGGGGUUAACCCACAGUCAGUCCUGGGUAUCGUUUCGUGCUUAACUUUCUGUCAAACAUCAGCACAUGAAACUUGAUUAUUACAGGAGCCAAGUGUGGACUUUCUGCGCAGACAUGAACCCAGAUGUGGAUUACUCAGGCUCGGGGAGCAGCGGCAAUGGAAAGCUGCGCCAGUGGCUGAUCGAGCAGGUGGACUGUGGGAAAUAUCCCGGUCUGGUGUGGGAGAACGACGACAAAACCAUCUUUAGGAUACCGUGGAAACACGCCGGGAAACAGGACUACAACCGGGAUGAGGAUGCCGCGCUUUUCAAGGCCUGGGCGUUGUUUAAAGGCAAGUUUCGUGAAGGUAUUGACAAACCAGACCCACCGACCUGGAAGACGCGCCUCCGCUGUGCCUUAAACAAGAGCAAUGACUUUGAGGAACUGGUGGAGAGAAGCCAGCUGGACAUCUCAGACCCGUACAAAGUCUAUCGUAUCAUCCCUGAGGGGGCCAAGAAAAGACCCAGACAGGAGGACAGCCCUCUGAGUCCUAUGAGCUACCCAGUGCACUCCUCCUACCCCGCUCUGCAACCUCAGAUGCAGCAGUACAUCCCCUCUGAAUGUGGAUGGAGAGACUACUGCCAGGACCAGGCCUCUCUGCCGGAGCUGCCCUUCGCUCAGUGCCCUUGUCCUCCCCGCAGCCUGCCAUGGCCGGCCCCGCCCAUGGAGAACGGAUAUCAAAUCAGAGCCUCCAUUUACUCGUACGGUCCAGCUGACGGUCAACCAUCACCUUUCAGUUUGGACGCCGGUAUGAGGUCGGCGGAAGCACUGUCAGACCCCCGCCUCCAUGUGUCCGUAUAUUUCCGAGACACUCUGGUCAGGGAGGUGACCACCACCAGCCCAGAAGGGUGUCACAUGAAACCGUGCUCCCAAGAGGAGAAGCACUACCAGCCCCCAGGGGGUCCCGAACUGGUCCCCUUACCCGUGGAGACCCUCUCAGGCCAGCGGAGGUCAGACGAGUGUCCACCCAGUCCUCCGUCUGCCCUGGAGAGAGGGGUGUUGGUGUGGAUGGCCUCGGACGGACUGUACGCCCAAAGGCUGUGUCAGAGCAGAGUGUACUGGCAGGGAGGGCUGUCACCGUACGGAGACAAGUUCAACAAGCUGGAGAGGGAUGUCCCAUGUAAACUCCUGCACACACAGGACUACCUCACAGAGAUCCAGAGUUAUGGGCUCCACGGUCGGCCCCUGCCUCGUUUCCAGGUUCUGCUCAACUUUGGAGACGAAUGUUUGGACCCACAAAGACAAAGAAGGACCCUGACAGUCCAGGUGGAGCCGCUGAUCGCCCGGCAGCUCCUGUACUACGCCCAACAGACCAGCGGCCAUUACUUCCGUGGCUACGAGCACCCGGGGGUCACAGACCACAUAAACCCCCCUGAGGACUACCAGAGGGCUGUCACACACCACAGCAGCAGCCUGCAGGAGUGAAAUCAGCAGGCGAAUGUUAAUAAAACGCCUGGGCCUUCAAGUGACGACGCUUCACAAGGGAAACAAGGAGACAGAACGUGGACACUGUUGAACAUUGAAUCCCUAUGGACCUCUAUGACUGUUACCGGGUUUGUUACUGUGCUGAUGUGUGGCUCAGACCAGAGUUGCAGUGUUAUUUCCUUAUUUUCAGGGCACUGUGAAUAUUCUCCAUUCUGAUUAUGCAUGAACAAAACUGACAGCUUAGGUGAUUGUACUUGAAAAUAUAGUUUUUGUGCCUUUAGUAGAAUUCCUUCCUGUAUUUUUGUACAUAUUUUAGAUUUCUCGUGCUAGGAGACACUAUCACCAGCAUUUAGUAAAUUAUGAAUGAACCAUUGUCUGUGCCUGGCUGUGUGUGUGUCACAGAAACUCACUCAGGGAUCUGGUCCUAGAUAAGCUUUUUGAACCCCAUUUGUAACUUAGAUCAGCUACAGGAAGUGUUUUUAGCUCACCGGCCGAUAAGCCACGAGCCACUGUGAAGGCGCUCUGUCCGUCGUUGUCUUCGUCAUUGUCGACAUCACUGUCUUCGUCAUUGUCUUCAUUAGCAAUUUCUUCAAAUAUCUUCUCUGACAAAACUACCAGUCUGAUUCGUUUUAGAUUUUAUAUGUA
Messenger RNA from Sphaeramia orbicularis (orbiculate cardinalfish), 2154 nucleotides. Its product is annotated as interferon regulatory factor 4-like. Gene Ontology annotation, cellular component: nucleus. Gene Ontology annotation, molecular function: protein binding; RNA polymerase II cis-regulatory region sequence-specific DNA binding; DNA-binding transcription factor activity, RNA polymerase II-specific. Lineage: Eukaryota; Metazoa; Chordata; Actinopteri; Kurtiformes; Apogonidae. Gene Ontology annotation, biological process: immune system process; regulation of transcription by RNA polymerase II. Bases 112 to 1509 code for a protein of 465 amino acids. The record is from RefSeq and is a predicted model, not a curated record. The transcript has 8 exons.